UGCUGCUGCGGUGGAAAAGGACCUUAAAAGCUUUCGUCUCGUCUGUCAGCGCGUCGCUAUGAGAACGGGAAGCCAUGUCUGAGUAGGACGGUGCUUUUGUAAUUGUCAUUACAAAACCGACGGCGCCUUUCCUGGGGAGAGUUUUCGUCUCGUUAGCGGCGGAGAGGAGAACCUCACCGGGGGAGCAUGGCUUCUCACAGCAACCAGUACAUCUUUGGGGAGUUCAGCCCUGAUGAGAUCAAUCAGUUCUUUGUGACUCCACGCUCCUAUGUUGAGCUUCCUCCGUUCAAUGACAAAGUCUCCUGCGUCAGCCAGUCUUCAGGAAGUUACUGCACUCCUGCUGUACCUUACAUUAUGGAGUCAAUGAGACGGCAGGUUUGUGCAGAAGACUACCAGCACAUUGAGUUUGGUGUGGGCGAGGUGAUGGACUCUGAGCCUAUUGGAGUGAAGGACUCUCUCUACAAAGUGUCCAGCACCCUCAACCCCCAAGCUCCUGAGUUCAUCUUGGGCUGCCAGCCGGCCCAAAAGACCCAGCAGACGGCUCCUCCGGCACCUGAUGUUCCUGACGGAGGCCACUUCAAUUCCCUGGGUUGCCCCAACUCUGAGACUUCUGCUGUUGACAAUCACCAGGCCUGUCAGGACAUGGACGGGGCUCCUGGCAGUGCAGGACAGCGGGAGAGGAAGAAAAAGAAAAAGCGACCGCCGGGAUACUACAAUUACCUGGAAGGGUCAGCUGGCGGCGGUGGUGGACCCGUUGUAGAUGGGAUGCCUGUGGCAGGGCUAGUGAACGGACAUGCAGUUGGUGCCCCUCACCACGGCACCGAGGAUGUGGUUGGCAAGGCAUUGUCGACAUCUGAACUUUCCACCCCUGCUCCCAUCUCCAUGGCAACAUCAAUGGCUACAGUUGUGGCAGCCACUUUUACUUCCACAUCAGCUGUCAAUCAGAGGACUUGCGUUAGCCCUGAUGACUCCUCUUUGGACCUUGUGAGCGUAGCUGCCUCUAUAUCAGAUGGCAACAAUGCAACUUCCUCUUCCUCAUCCUCCUCUCAAAGCAGUGGGAUGACAGAGGGGCCCAGGACUGUAGAUCAGCAGCCAGAACAUUUGGCUCGACAGAGCCCCGAACUUCUGGGUAGCGGUGCGCACAGCCCCUGCUCCAAAUCCCCUCUUCCUCCCCCAGCUGCUGUGGCCAGCCCCCCUGCCACCACUGCUACUACUGAACAGGAGUCAGAGGAGGAGGGGGACAGUGAAGUGGCCAAUGGGCUAGCAGAGCCCGAUGCUGCUGUCAGUGCAGAUGGACACAAAGAGGACUGUGAAGCCGGGGAUCAGGCUCAGCAGGUCCCUGCAGACUCUUUGGCCCAGUCAGUAGUUGUAGAGCAGGCUAACACAUCUGCACUUCCAGCUGCACCUACUGCCAACCUCCCCAAAUCCUGGGCAAGUCUUUUCCAUAACUCCAAGCCUCUGCCUGGGGGCCCACAGGCCUUUGUGGAGGUAAAAAAUGUUGUAGAAGUUGUGCCCCCCUCUCCCACUCUGCCAGAGCAGUCUGAGAAAGCUGGGGAGGUAAAAGAAAGCCCUGUCCAUGUAUCAGAGGAUCCUAUGGCCCCUAAACUGGCAGAACUUAUUGAGAAUGUGAAGUUGAUACACAAACCAGUGUCUUUACAACCAAGGGGACUGAUCAACAAGGGAAACUGGUGUUAUAUCAACGCUACCCUGCAAGCCCUGAUUGCGUGCCCCCCAAUGUAUCACCUGAUGAAAUCCAUUCCUCUGCUUACUGAAUCUCAGAGACCAUCCACCUCCACACCCAUGAUAGACAACUUUGUAAGGCUUGUGAAUGAGUUCAACAACAUGCCUGUGCCAUCAAAAGCCAAACAGCAAGCUGUCGGCGAUAAGAUAAUGAAAGACAUUCGACCAGGUGUACCAUUUGAGCCAACUUACAUCUAUAGACUCCUUACCCUCAUCAAGUCCAGUCUCUCUGAGAAGGGUCGACAAGAGGACGCAGAGGAGUACCUUGGCUUCACUCUGAACGGACUGCACGAGGAGAUGCUAGCUUUGAAAAAACUAAUCUCGCCUCAGGAAGAGAAAGCUCCCACUCCCAACGGUCCAGAAUCCCAGCCAGGUCUGGAAGAAGACGCUGCUGAUAAGGAGGAAGAGGGCAGUGAGGAUGAGUGGGAGCAAGUCGGUCCCCGAAACAAGACGUCCAUCACUCGCCAGGCUGACUUCAUCCGCACACCCAUUACUGACAUAUUCGGAGGGCACAUCAGAUCGGUGGUGUAUCAACAAAACUCGAAGGAGUCGGCCACUCUGCAGCCCUUCUUCACCCUCCAGCUGGACAUCCAGUCAGAGAAGAUCCGCACUGUCCAGGACGCCCUGGAAACACUGGUGGCACGCGAGUCAGUCCAGGGCUACACCUCUAAAACCAAGCAAGAGAUUGAGAUCAGUCGAAGAGUGACCCUGGAAGAACUGCCACCAGUGCUGGUGCUCCAUCUCAAGAGAUUUGUGUUCGAAAAGACGGGAGGCUGCCAGAAACUGGUCAAGAUCAUUGAUUACCCUGUUGACCUGGAAAUUAGCAAAGAUCUCUUGUCUACUGGAGUGCGGAGCAAAGUUGUGAAAGGCCAAAGAACCUACCGGCUCUUCGCAGUUGUCUAUCACCAUGGGAACAGCGCGACAGGCGGCCAUUACACUACAGAUGUCUUCCACAUUGGUCUAAACGGCUGGCUGCGCAUCGACGACCAGACGGUGAAGGUCAUCAACCAGUACCAGGUGGUUAAGCAGACCACAGAGCGCACCGCCUACCUGCUGUACUACCGCCGUGUGGACCUGCUGUAGACGCCAUACACACACAAACGCACACACACACACACGCACACACACACACACACACACUUUUACAUGCUCCCAAUGCACUCACCGACGAUACACUCACACAAAUGACAAACACGCAAGCACGCACCAAACUAAUGAACAGGAACACUGCCCAACUUCUUGCAAGAUCUCCCCCUCAACCUCUCGUCCCUGCUUUCCAUAGAAGCAGCUUCUCCAUCACCUUGGAAGAAGAGAAAUGAGCUGUGUUCUGGAAGAUUCCCUGUGACUGCUUUCUCUUCUCUGUGCACCACUGCUGUUUUUCUUUCCUUUUCUUUUUCUUUUUUUUUUUUUCUUUUUUUUUUUUUUUAAUGCUGCAAGGAGGGACUGUUAAUGGACCGGGGGGCCGGGUUACAGGUCAGGACCUGAACUCACCCCUGAGCCCACAGCUUAGCUCAAAAUGGGGAACAGUGGAUUCACACACGGCAAGAACUAUCUCCCGCCACACCAGGCUGCAGUUGGACUGCUGGGGUUUUUCAUCUUGUUUUGAUGACCUUCCUUUUCUUUCUUUCUCUUUUUUUUUUUCUUUUUCUAAUGAAAUGGGAUAGAAGUACAGUGUUUUCGCCUUUUGGCAAGGAGAACUGUCGGCCUAAUGAAAUUACAGCAGUUUCAAAGCCUGUUGGAAUUUUCCCUCGUGCGUUGAAAAGGCCCAGCACCAGCAAACUCCACAGCGUUCUGAGUGUCUGUACUCCCAAGGCGAUGUUCUCUUCGCUUCUGUUACCUCCUCUUCCUCCUCCUCCUCCUCCUCCAUUUCCUCACUUUUCUGAUGCUUUUAAAUCUAGGUGAUAUUUGAGCCAUUUAAAAAUAAAAGAAGAAAAAAAAGGAAAAAAAAAAGACGGGAGGUGCCACGUUGUAUUGAAACUCAGCAGCUUCCUUGUUUUGAGAGAUCCUUGUGUGGUUUCUUGGCAUAGAAUUAGAACAACUAAAACUUUUAACGCGCGUUAGAAUUUAACUGAUAUUAAGACUCGUAAGCUUCUGUGCACAUACAGUAUAACCGAUCGAUUAAAAGACAUGGACGUACAAACGCACACCUUUUGCAAAAUAUUUACGGACAAAAAUAUUAAAAGAAAAAAGAUGUGUAGGAAUCCAAGUGAGCUCUCGCUUGGGUCCUGGAGGGUCGUGCUGGUUUUUGUGCUGUGGUGACUUGCUGAGAGAUGGCCACCGACGAAGACCGAUUCCAUCACAACACACUGCCCGUUCACUCUCCACACUUCCUGUUCCUCCCAUGUGCUCCUUUUUCCUCCUCUGUGUGUUAGUUUAAGGGGUCCGCCCGUGCACUGGCAUCGAUGUCGUUAGGAGCCGAGGUGUCCGUCGAGCCCUGCUCAGCAGAACCAGGACGCUGCCUUCGGUCCGCCACGUGACGCGUCUCCCCUCACCGUGCGACGGCGUGCUGUCAGGGCUGUAAGUCUGUUUUCUGGGCCGUGUCCAGGAGCGGCCCUGCCGUCUCACCUCCUAUCUGUGGCUCAAAGCGCUUCCUCCCAGACUAUACCCGUCUGUCGGGAGGAAGAGGGAUUGUGUAUUUGCUUGGCUCUGAAUAACUCGUUCAAAAUGCGCACAAAAAAAAAAAAUCGCACAAAAAAAAAAAAAAGAAUCCUGUUCCCUUUCUGUUCGCAACUUGAGUUUUGCAUCCUUCAUAUAUUGUACGGCUUUUUGAGUUACCGUUUGUUUUCUUUGUCAUCAUGUUGUGGAUGUUCCCAUGCACCUCCUUCCUCCGUAUACUUAACAUGAAUUGGAGUUUGAAAUAAAUUACCCAGGCUAAAGCACAACAAUGAAUAAAAUUGAACAAGUUCUUCGCUUGAUAUUUACUACUUUUUUUUCUUUCUUUUUUUUUGGUCAUUUUCUCUUUUUGGUUUCUUCUUUGUUAAUUUGAGACGUUUCACUGCAACCUGCGUCAGUCGCCCAGUAUUAACUCGGUGUGGUUCAUCACAGUUUAGACCACGUCUUUUCAAAACGGGACGGUUUUCCAAAGAAAAUCUUUGUCUCUUUUGGCUUGCUGUCUGUUUCUUGCUGACUGGAUGUUCCUCUCUCACACAGUUGAGCAGUAAAAUGAAAACAAGGUUAACGCGUCUGGGAACGGGUCCUGAAUGGAGGUGGCUGUCCCGCUCUUUCCAUGGUGCCAUGAAAGAGACUCUUCCUGUAUGUGACUAGCAGUUUCAGAUACAGGUGGAAACACUGAUUCUAGUCCCUUCUUAGUCCUAUAAUUUAUUCAUGAAGUCUAGAGACACUUAUUCACGCACAGUAUCAUGUCAAGUUGAAAAUCUUAAAAUUCAAACUUCUAAAGGAAUCCCAUCGUCUCUUAAUAAUUGUUCCCAAAUUUCCCAUUUUAUGGGGUUUUUUAUUUAGGGUUUUUUUCCUUUGCUCUGCCACAUUUCUUAAAUGGAUGCAGAUUUUGCUUUUUGGUAGUUCUUCUGAUGAGGUGUGGGAAGUGGGAACUUUUCCCAGGUAAACCAAAGGACGGUCAUCUCGAUCCUGCUGCCUUUCGUUCAGCUGACACACUUUCUGUUGCCACGACUUGCCACACAGUUUGCACGAUCCGUUGCCGACAGGAAACUGGUGUUUAGACAACUUGUCCUUUGAAAUUCACUGUCGGUUCAGUUGUGCAAACCGCUUUGUAGUCAACUCCUAUUGCACUCAUGGUGACGUCUGACUUCAAUAUUUUGAUUUUAAUAAGAUUGUUAAGGAGUUGGAGCUUUUGGGAUGGACGCUCAGAAGCAAUCUGAUGGCUUUUGUGUUUUUCUCGUUUUUAGCAAGAGUCUUUUUGUCAUGGCUGGCGAGGAAACGUGCCGGCGAAAAGCUUCAAUGAUGUCGUUCUGUUCAGUUUGUGCUCCUAACACUGUUGUUUGCUGGGAUUUGUUGGGAUAUUGACCUGGAAACAAAAUCUAUACUGUCUUUUAAUCUGACGCCUCCAGCACUCUUAUUUUGUUUAUUGUUUAAAUAAAAGAUUGUGCAAAAUGCA
This is a messenger RNA of Lampris incognitus (smalleye Pacific opah), 5812 nucleotides long. It is a transcript of the gene usp10, whose product is annotated as ubiquitin specific peptidase 10. Gene Ontology annotation, cellular component: cytosol; nucleus. The transcript is spliced from 15 exons. Lineage: Eukaryota; Metazoa; Chordata; Actinopteri; Lampriformes; Lampridae. The record is from RefSeq and is a predicted model, not a curated record. The coding region runs from base 187 to 2823 and encodes 878 amino acids. Gene Ontology annotation, molecular function: cysteine-type deubiquitinase activity; cysteine-type endopeptidase activity. Gene Ontology annotation, biological process: DNA damage response, signal transduction by p53 class mediator; protein deubiquitination; regulation of autophagy.